Molecule: messenger RNA, 2718 nt
Organism: Erythranthe guttata (spotted monkey flower)
Lineage: Eukaryota; Viridiplantae; Streptophyta; Magnoliopsida; Lamiales; Phrymaceae
Product: trimethyltridecatetraene synthase
Molecular function (GO): iron ion binding; monooxygenase activity; oxidoreductase activity, acting on paired donors, with incorporation or reduction of molecular oxygen
Source: RefSeq, a predicted model, not a curated record
AUGAACUUUAUACGUUAAUUAUAUUUUUCACUCAUGUAGUCGAAAAAUUCGAAACGUCUAUAGCCCAACCCAAUAACCUACAAUGUAUCAAAUGGCCCAUUCAAGUAAGGGACCAAACCUGGACUUUGCUGUGAGCAAUCAAUUCUCCGGCCAGUGGGUCCUUAUCCCUGUAAUGCAGCAAAGAGUUAUUACAAAUUGAAUAACAUGCAACGUACAUAUCUUCUAUCAGCCGAACAAAAACAAAAAACCAGCACCAUGUUUAUCUCAACUACUGUCAUUUUUCAGGCAAGGUGUUGGUGAUCAUUGAAUAUCCUAUCACUUAUCUGCAAACUUGGACAAUUCCUUGCUAGAGUACAAAUUUUUGUACUAAAUUUGUUGUUGAAUUUUCUUCAGCAGACCUUCUUAUUCUAUAAAUACACUUAUAGAAUUCUCAGCAGCAACCUGUUUCUCUGUAUCAUUUUACCACCAAAUAAUGGACUCACUACUCUUAGCUUUAAUAUAUGCAGCUGCAUUAAUAGCCUUCAUUUCAAAACUAAUCUCCAAAUUACGUCAACCACGAAGAAAUACACCACCAGGUCCAAAACCAUGGCCUAUAAUCGGCAACCUGAACCUGAUUGGUCCAAUCCCACAUCAAUCCUUUCACUUUCUAUCCCAAAAAUACGGCGAAAUAAUGCAGCUCAAAUUCGGGAAGUAUCCAGCUGUGGUUGCAUCUUCUCCAGAGAUGGCCAAACAGUUCCUAAGGGUACACGACACAGUCUUCGCCUCUAGACCGUCUCUUGCCGCCGGCAAAUACACUGCCUACAAUUACUCCAACAUGACGUGGGCCACAUAUGGCCCGUACUGGCGUCAAGCCCGUAAAAUAUAUUUUUCCGAGGUGUUCAAUGCGAAAAAAAUCGAAUCUUUUGAGCAUAUCCGUACUGAGGAGACUCGUAAUUUGCUGUCCCGUUUGAGAUCCGUGUCUGGGAAUCCAGUUGUGCUGAGGGGCCAUUUAACACAUUAUACUCUCUCCACCGUAAGUAGGAUGAUAUUGGGGAAUAAAUACUUCUUUGAUUCGGAAGAUGAUAAAUUCAUUAAUAUACAAGAUAUGUUGGAUGAGUGGGUUCUGGUUAACGGGGCAUUUAUUUUAGGGGAUUGGAUACCAUGGCUCGGCUUUCUCGAUUUGGGCGGAUAUGUCAAGAGAAUGAAAGCUUUGUACAAAAGAUUGGAUGAUUUUCACAACUAUGUGAUUGAUGACCACAUAGCUAGAAGAAAAGGGGUUACAGACGAAGAAAAAGACUUUGUAGAUGUGCUAUUGCAGCUGGCUGAGGAUCCUAAUCUUGAAGUUAAACUGACGAGGGACUGCAUCAAGGGGUUAUUACAGGAUUUACUAGGUGGCGGCACAGAUACCUCGGCAGCAACAGUAGAAUGGGCUCUCUGCGAAAUUCUCAGACAACCUCGAAUAAUCAAUAAAGCGAAAGAAGAGCUCAACACUGUAAUAGGAAGAAACAGAUGGGUAGAAGAGAACGAUUCCCCUCAAUUGCCUUACAUAGAAGCAAUAAUCAUGGAGUCAAUGAGAUUACAUCCAAUUGUCACGCCACUAACCCCGCAUUACGCCAUUGAUGACUGCAAAGUUGCAGGCUUUGACAUAUCAAAGGGAACAAUGGUACUCAUCAACACAUGGUCCAUAGGGAGGGACCCUAAAUCAUGGGAUUCGCCGGAAGAAUUCUUACCGGAGAGGUUUUUGGGCAAAGAAACUGAUAUGUUAGGGAGUAAUUUUGCGCUGCUGCCGUUUGGUUCAGGGCGGAGGAGAUGCCCUGGGUACAACCUCGGACUGAAAAUGGUUCGAACAACGUUGGCUAAUUUGCUGCAUGGAUUUGAGUUUGAAUUGGCCGAAGAUGUAUGCUUGGAGGAGAUGUACGGACUCAACAAACACCCUGUAAAGCCUCUUGCUGUGGUUAUGGAGCCAACACUUCCACCCCAUCUUUACCGAUGCUAUGUUUCAGAGGAAUGAACAAAUAAAUAAAUUUGAUCUUCAUGCAAGUAGGAUUGUAAAUAAAUAAUGUAUAUUUUAGGGACUAUUUUAUUAAAUUAUUUAUGUUUUCUAUUGCGAUUAAGACCCUUAAUAAAUUUGUCAUGUAAAUUGUAAUUGUCAUUAAUUAAGGGUUAUAUGUACAUUGGGGCUCGUAUAGUAACGAGGCCCGAUAUAAAUUUGAAAUCCGAAAAAAUACACGAGUCAGAGUCAAAGUCUGAAUCUAUACUAAUGAGGCUCGAUGGUAUAUAAACUUGAGUGCAUAGUAACAAGAUCCGAUAAUACGUGAAUUUGGACGAAGACCAACAAGCCCUACUAAUAGUUGAAUUGAGGCUUAUAUCUUUGAUGGUCUUGUCCAACUUUUAUGGGCUUCUUUUCAGCCCCAUAUUUCAAUAUAGACACAACUUUGGAAUCUGGAUCUCGAGGGAGGUGAGACAAUAAUUUUCAAUUAAUUCUUAUUUGUUACAUUUAUCGAAUUUUAAUAAUUAUAUAUAUAAUUAGCUGAGAUUAAUGUUAUGUUUGACUAACAUGCUCUAUAGCUAGAGCAUCUGCUAUGUCUCAGCACAAUAAUGUUGUUUAAUUACCUUCAUCACAUGUAUAUUGAUCAUGCAACAUCCAUUUGUUUACAUAAGACAAUCAAAUUAUAAAGCAACUCAAUCAUGAUUUCAAUAAUAUAUGAAUAUGCUCUCAAACACUAUUUGUGAUUUCUC